Molecule: messenger RNA, 3351 nt
Organism: Daucus carota subsp. sativus
Lineage: Eukaryota; Viridiplantae; Streptophyta; Magnoliopsida; Apiales; Apiaceae
Product: vacuolar sorting protein 18
Exons: 24
Coding region: 153-3134 (993 amino acids)
Biological process (GO): organelle fusion; vacuole organization; endosome organization
Cellular component (GO): HOPS complex; endosome
Molecular function (GO): protein-macromolecule adaptor activity
Source: RefSeq, a predicted model, not a curated record
AAAAAGCCUCAUUGUGCUAAUUGGGGCCACUUACAUACUGUAAAAGCUAAACCCCCGCCCCACCCUCACUUUUUUAUAACAAUCCAAGCCACAAUUCGACAUUUACACAGCUCUACAUAUCAAUUCUCCGAUCACAGGGUUGAGAAUUUGGAAUGCAGUAUAUGGAGGCCGGAAGGCAAGUUUUUACGGUAGAUCUUCUCGAAAGAUUUGCAGCCAAAGGACAUGGAGUUAUCACUUGUAUGGCGGCCGGGAAUGAUGUCAUUGUGUUAGGAACUAGUAAAGGUUGGGUUAUUAGACACGAUUUCGGAGUUGGACAUUCUUCCGAUAUUGAUCUGUCUGCGGGUGUGGGUCGACCUGGUGAACAAUCUAUCCACAGCGUUUUUGUUGAUCCCGGGGGCUGCCACUGCAUUGCCACUGUUGUGGGCAAUGGAGGUGCUGAUACAUUUUACAUGCAUGCAAAAUGGACCAAACCACGAAUUUUAAACAAAAUGAAAGGUUUGGUGGUUAAUGCUGUUGCCUGGAAUAGACAGCAGAUAACAGAAGCUUCGACGAGGGAGGUAAUUCUUGGGACUGAUAAUGGCCAAUUGCAUGAAUUUGCUGUUGAUGAGAAAGAUAAAAGGGAAAAGUAUAUAAAGUUUCUUUUUGAACUUGCCGAAUUACCAGAAGCUUUCAAAGAUCUACAGAUGGAAACAGCUAGCACAAGCAGUGGAACUAGAUAUUAUGUGAUGGCUGUUACCCCUACACGACUCUAUUCCUUCACAGGGAUAGGAUUACUGGAAACCGUCUUUGCGAGCUAUACAGAUCGUGCUGUUCAUUUUAUGGAACUUCCUGGAGAUAUACCGAACAGUGAGCUUCAUUUCUUUAUCAAGCAGAGACGAGCAGUACAUUUUGCAUGGCUUUCUGGAGCUGGUAUCUACCAUGGUGGGCUAAAUUUUGGGGCACAACAUAGUUCACCCAAUGGGGACCAAAACUUUGUGGAGAACAAGGCUCUUUUAGAUUACUCAAAGCUGAUUGAAGGUGCUGGGGCCACUAAACCUAGUUCUCUUGCUGUUUCUGAAUAUCACUUUCUGCUGCUUAUUGGGAAUAAGGUUAAGGUAGUAAAUCGUAUUAGUGAACAAAUUGUGGAAGAACUUCAUUUUGAUCAAACAUCAGAAGCAGCAUCAAGGGGUAUACUUGGAUUGUGUAGUGAUGCCUCUGCUGGAUUGUUCUACACAUAUGAUCAGAACUCGAUCUUUCAGGUCUCUGUGAAUGAUGAAGGCCGAGAUAUGUGGAAGGUAUAUCUGGACUUGAAGUUGUAUGCUGCAGCUUUGGAAAAUUGUCGCGAUCCAUUUCAACGAGACCAAGUCUAUCUAGAGCAAGCUGAAGUUGCUUUUUCUGCUAAGGAUUUUGUCAGGGCAGCAUCUUUCUAUGCAAAAAUCAAUUACAUAUUGUCUUUCGAAGAGAUCACAUUGAAGUUUAUUAGCAUUGGUGAACAGGAUUCUCUGAGAACUUUCCUGUUACGAAAGCUUGACAAUCUUGAUAAAGCUGAUAAAUGUCAAAUCACUAUGAUUUCAACAUGGACAACUGAAUUGUACUUGGACAAGAUCAAUAGAUUGCUCCUGGAAGAUGACACGACUACCGAGAGUCGUAGUCCAGAAUAUCAGUCGAUCGUAAAGGAGUUUCGUGCUUUUCUUAGUGACUCCAAGGAUGUGUUGGAUGAGGCAACUACAAUGAAGCUAUUAGAAAGUUAUGGUAGAGUUGAUGAAUUGGUAUAUUUUGCUAAUCUGAAGGAGCAGUACGAGAUUGUAAUUCAUCAUUAUAUUCAGCAAGGUGAAGCAAAGAAAGCAUUACAAGUGCUUCAGAAGCCAUCUGUUCCUGUUGAUCUUCAGUACAAGUUUGCACCAGAGCUCAUCAUGCUUGAUGCGUAUGAAACUGUUGAGUCGUGGAUGAUCACCAAAAAUUUGAAUCCCAGGAAGCUGAUUCCUGCCAUGAUGAGAUAUUCAAGUGAACCACAUGCAAAGAAUGAAACCCAUGAAGUAAUAAAAUAUUUGGAAUUUUGUGUACAUCGUUUGCAGAAUGAGGAUCCUGGGGCUCAUAACUUGUUGCUUUCCUUGUAUGCGAAGCAGGAAGAUGAAAGUUCCCUGUUGCGGUUCUUGCAAUGUAAAUUUGGCAAGGGGCGACCGAAUGGCCCUGAUUUCUUUUAUGAUCCUAAAUAUGCGCUGCGCCUUUGCCUCAAGGAGAAAAGGAUGCGUGCUUGUGUACAUAUAUAUAGCAUGAUGUCUAUGCAUGAAGAAGCAGUUGCUCUUGCACUUCAGGUUGAUCCAGAGCUUGCUAUGGCUGAAGCUGACAAGGUAGAAGAUGACGAAGACUUGAGGAAAAAAUUGUGGCUUAUGGUUGCCAAGCAUGUUGUUGAGCAGGAGAAGGGAACUAAAAGAGAAAAUAUUCGGAAGGCAAUAGCAUUCUUAAAGGAAACUGAUGGGUUGUUAAAGAUCGAAGAUAUUCUGCCUUUCUUUCCUGAUUUUGCCCUGAUUGAUGACUUCAAGGAGGCAAUUUGUUCAUCAUUAGAGGAUUAUAACCAGCAGAUUGAAAAACUGAAGGAGGAAAUGAAUGAUGCGACCCAUGGUGCAGAUAACAUCAGAAAUGAUAUUAGUGCUCUUGCUCAACGCUAUACUGUAAUCGAACGUGACGAGGAGUGUGGGGUUUGCAGGAGGAAGAUUUUGACAGCAGGUGGGGACCAUCAGGUUAGGGGUUAUUCAUCGGUAGGGCCAAUGGCACCUUUCUAUGUCUUCCCAUGUGGACAUGCAUUCCAUGCCCAAUGCCUAAUUGCCCAUGUGACAAGGUGUACGGACCGAACCCAAGCAGAACUUAUACUUGAAUUACAGAAGCAACUUACUUUACUCGGUAAUGAGCCGAAGGAAAAUGUUAAUGGUGGCUUAACCAGAAAUGAAACGAUAACAAGCAUGAUAUCACCAGUUGACAAGAUAAGAUCACAGUUGGAUGAUGCUGUUGCUAGUGAGUGCCCUUUUUGCGGUGAUCUGAUGAUCCAGGAAAUUUCUUUGCCUUUUAUUCUCCCUGAAGAAGCGCUGCAGUUUUCAUCGUGGGAGAUAAAGCCACAAAACAUGGUUGGUCAGAAGAGUCUAUCUAUCAAUGGAUGAUCGAUCUCAAGACCUGGCCCCAGUCAUUCUGUGAAGUACCCAUAUAAGUUGUGAUUGUACAAUUUUGCAUUUUGUAUAUUAGUAAGGAUUGUAUAUCUUAGCGUUUUCUGAUGCACAGUUUGUGUAGAGCUUCUAAAUACCUGAUAUGAUUUGAGAUUUCUAUAAAAAUGCCUUCUAUGAGGAGGAACAUUAUGAAAUCCUAGGUUUUUUUUAUGCA